Parus major (Great Tit) is the source of this 2787-nucleotide messenger RNA. RefSeq names its product dual specificity phosphatase 15 (gene DUSP15). NCBI's taxonomy places the organism in Eukaryota, Metazoa, Chordata, Aves, Passeriformes, Paridae. The transcript has 15 exons. Gene Ontology annotation, molecular function: DNA-binding transcription factor activity, RNA polymerase II-specific; RNA polymerase II cis-regulatory region sequence-specific DNA binding; protein binding. Gene Ontology annotation, biological process: protein dephosphorylation; regulation of transcription by RNA polymerase II; immune system process. The record is from RefSeq and is a predicted model, not a curated record. The coding region runs from base 431 to 2467 and encodes 678 amino acids. Gene Ontology annotation, cellular component: nucleus.
UUGAUGGAGCAGGACAAAGGUUUUGUUCUUCUCCCAACAGUGCAGCCUUGUGCGGCCGCGGGCAGCGGCGACAGGCAGCAGCCAGCGCGGCCCCGUGCUCCCACGCCACGGUGCAGGGGGGGAGUUUCUCCUCCUUUGUCUGCUCCCGGCCAGGCAGCAGCCGGUGCGCGGCAGCGCCGGAGCAGCCGGGGAAGGGCCUCGGCAGGAGCCGCGGAGAACGGCGGCCGCGGUCCCCUCUGCCCCGGCACAGCCACCGGCCCGGCCUUGCCGCGCUGGGAACGAGCAGCGAUCCUGGGGGAGCCAAGCUCUUCAUGACGGGAACCCGAGCAGGCAGCGGGGACGGCAGCUGCGCCCGGGGACGGGGAGGACGGCAGCAUUGGGGACAAGGACACUCGCGCCCCGUCCCCACCCCCGGCGCCCGCCGUCGGCCAUGGGGAACGGCAUGAGCCAGAUCCUGCCUGGCCUCUACCUUGGGAACUUCGUUGAUGCCAAAGACCUGGAGCAGCUAAGCCGGAACAAGAUCACCCACAUUGUUUCAAUCCAUGAAUCCCCCCAGCCCUUGCUGAAGGACAUCACCUACCUCCGCAUUCCCCUGCCUGACACCCCUGAAGCCAACAUCAAGAGGCACUUCAAGGAAUGCAUCAGCUUUAUCCAUCAGUGUCGUCUGCAUGGAGGGAACUGUCUUGUCCACUGCCUUGCUGGCAUCUCCCGCAGUACCACGGUGGUCGUUGCCUACGUCAUGGUUGUCACGGAGCUGAGCUGCCAGGAGGUGCUGGAUGCCAUCCGAACCAUCCGGCCCGUCGCCAACCCCAACCCCGGCUUCAGGCAGCAGCUGUCUGAAUUCAGCGGCAGUGCAGCCCGCAAGGUCCGCAGGCACCUGAAGCAGAGGUAUGGGAUGUCUCCUUUCAAUGACGAGGAAGAAAUAAAGGCCUUGCUGCCAGCAGGGAGAGAAGGAACAUCCAGGACAGAGGGAGCUGUGCAAGGACUGGUCCCAAGAGCCAGAGACAUGAGGAGCACAAGUCCCUUCCUGCUGCGGGUGAAGAGGACGUUCUCCUGCAUCCCGGCUUGUCUGAACAGUGGAAAAAUUUUAAGAUCCGUUCCUCCCCCCUCCCCGCGCUUUGGGUCAGCCAGAACCUGCGGCGUGGGCCAGGAAAGGGAAAGUGAAAGCCGGAGCCGCUUUCGGUUUCGCCGCCGGGCCGCGAUGGCGGAGCCGGGGGCGCCCAUGCGGCUGAAGGAGUGGCUGAUCGCGCAGAUCGACAGCGGCCGGUACCCGGGGCUGCGCUGGGAGAACCGGCACCGAACGCUCUUCCGCAUCCCCUGGAAGCACGCGGCCAAGCAGGAUUACCGGCAGCAGGAGGAUGCUGCGCUCUUCAAGGCUUGGGCCGUCUACAAGGGGAAAUACCACGAAGGGACGGACAAGGCCGACCCCUCCACCUGGAAGACGCGGCUGCGCUGCGCCCUCAACAAGAGCACCGACUUCCAGGAGGUGCCCGAGCGGAGCCAGCUGGACAUCUCCGAGCCUUACAAGGUGUACCAGAUCGUGACUGACAGAGCCUGUGAUGCAGAGGACAGUGACACACAGUCCCCAGGCAGUGAGGACCAGCAGGGCAGCACUGCAGGCAGUCCAAAGGAGGAAAGCCAGAAGGACAUGCUGGACAGUGUCCACGUGCCUCCACAGCCCCGGCUCUCUGGCCACCCAACUGAGAGAGGGUUCCUUGUGAGGGGAGUCUUCUAUGGCUGGAACCCAACCCAUGGCCAGCUUCUUCCUGGACCCCAGUCCUACCUCCCUGUGGAGGAUGUCAACAAUUCAGACUGCUGGCUCCACAUCCGCCUGUACUACUGCGAUGUGCUGGUGAAGGAGGUGACCACCCGCACAGCCGAGGGCUGCCGCAUCACCACCAGCGCCGUGCCGGCCGACAGCGAGCACCUCUACGGCCCCUCCUGCAUGGAGCAGAUAAAGUUCCCCCCACCGCAAGUGCUCAGUGGCCAUGGCCAUGUGGCCUGCAUGACCGACGUGCUGGAGCGGCUCUUGCCCCACCUGGAGCGUGGGGUGCUGCUGUGGGUAGCACCUGAGGGGGUCUUCAUGAAGCGGCAGUGCCAGGGCAGGGUGUACUGGAACGGGCCGCUGGCCCCACACAAGAACUGGCCCAACAAGCUGGAGAGGGAGAAGACUUACAAGCUGCUGGACACACAGCAGUACAUACAGCAGGUGAGGGAGUACUUGAGCAAUGGGCAACUCAUACCUCAGUACCAGAUCUACCUGUGCUUCGGGGAGGAAUACCCCACCAGAGCUGGGCACCCCUUCCAGAAGCUCAUCAUGGCUCAUGUGGAGCCGGUGUUUGCACGGGAGCUCUUCCAUCAUGCCCAGCGCUUGAGGCCGAUGCUGCUCUGCAAUUCCCCCCAGGCCUGUGCCCCUGGCACCUCCAGCCACAUCUUCCAUGUCCUCAAACAGCUCUGCCAGCCCUGAAGUGGGUGGGAGAGGAGAGCCCAGUUGCCAUAAAGUCUCAGAGUGGGAGGCUCUGAGCCCCAUGGCCCCGCUCCAGCUGCAUGUCCCAAGGCAGAGUGCUCAGGAUGCUCAGUGUUCAGGACCAGACAAGGACAGAUGUUAGCUGGGGUGUGCAGGUACUGCUGCCCCUGUGAUUGCUGUAUUUAUUCCCUAGAAGUCCCCCAGGAGGGAUUUAUUGCGUGCCUAUUCAGCAAGCCAGGGCGGACCUGGCUCCAUUCUUGCACCUUGCGCUGCCAGGACUCACCAUUGCGAACCUUAGAAAUAAAGGUUAUGUUUUUGUA